Molecule: messenger RNA, 1932 nt
Organism: Pochonia chlamydosporia 170
Lineage: Eukaryota; Fungi; Ascomycota; Sordariomycetes; Hypocreales; Clavicipitaceae
Exons: 1
Coding region: 1-1932 (643 amino acids)
Source: RefSeq, a predicted model, not a curated record
AUGGUUCUCUUGGGGAACCUCCUCAACCUGAGCCUCGGGCUCAACCCAGCUCUCCGUCUUCGCUCCGACGAAAAUGGAGCACUCGUCCGCGCUGAAAGCACAGUUCUGCAUGGCCACACCGCACGAGAUAUCCCAUCUUAUGCUGCAAACCUCAAGCGCUUACAUCACACUGUGAAGAGAGCGCGUAGUGUGAUUGAGAACCGGGAUGCCUCUGUGACUGUGGCCCAGUCGGAACUGCAGGGCAUUUUGACCAAGAUUGAAGACUUGGAGAAGCAGGUCAAGGCGUUGAUGAAAGGGGGUGAUGCCCCUACGACUGCAACUUCGCCUGUUCCCGGCCUGGAAUCUGGUCCUGCGCCUACUUCCAGCAAGAAGUAUGGUACGGACAGCGCAGCCGAUCAGGACUGCGAUGCAGAGAAUUUGCUGUAUGACUUGGGCGCGCGGGCUGUUGUUGACGCGGAUGGACAGGUAAGUGGGCACCCAUUGUUUCGUAGAAAUGCUGACUGCCCCAUGGAAUCUGCUGUCAAAGGUAAGAAGGGUGGCAAAGCCGGUUCAAGUGGUUCAUCAGAGGCUUCUGGUGAGACGGGCUCUCCUGAUGCGUCAGAGCCAUCCACUACUGGGCCAUCAAACAAGGGAAACAUCGUGGCUUCUCCGCAGGGAUCCAAUGGAGAAGGUGAUGCGGCACCUCCAAAUGCAUCAAACGAUGCUUCAGGUGCUGCUAAAGAUGUUCCAUCUCCACUGGCCUCGAAAGAGAAGCACAUGAACCCAUCGGCCGAGACUCCUCCCACUGUCCCAGAUGACUCUGAUGCUCCCUAUUCUACAGACGAUGCAUCCCCCAACACCCACAAAUCAGCAGGUUCCAUGGACGACGACAGUUCCCCGCAAGCGAAGCAGAAGAAUGUGGUAGGCGGCGACAAAGGCACCACCGUACUCACCAUCUCUGCCACCGAAGUCCCUUCCGAUUUACCCAAGCAAGUUGUAUCAGCUACAGAAGAGACUGUUGAAGUAAAGACGUUGCCCUUCAACGGCAAGUACAUGACCACGACGAUCACAAAGACAACUACUCGACGAUCUACUGUUACAGUCACACUGCAGCACAAGACUGACGCUACGGGAAAUGGGAAAUUCGACGACGACAGAGUCGUUCCCACUGGAUUUUUAACCACGACCAAGAAGAAGCCUCAGGGCGCGGCAAAUAAGGAUGCUGAAGCGACAGAAACAUCAGAAAAUGUCCCUAGUGCCCCCAGCAUUGGCAGCUUCAAAAAGUUCACCAACGGCACUGUCAAAUUUUCCAACAGCACUAUGGGGAACAAAGUCCAUCUUAAAAGCCAAAAGAUUGCUAAUGCGACAAUUGAUGAGAAGCCUCUCAAUGGUACCUUGAAUGAAAAGGUGGCAAACGUCAAGAGCGCGGCCGAAAAGCCCACCAAGCACAGCGUUGGGAAUAGCAAAACUCACCACAAGACGGCGAGCCUCACUUCCGCCAGUUCUGCCCAUCGCCACACCACAGCGAGCAAGGCCAUGAACACUCCUCAUCUCAAAAUGGUGAAUUUCACUGCGACCGUCUCCAAGGAAAAGGCUGCCACUAGCAUUUCUCACCACGAACUGGUGAAACCCGUCAACUCCAGUGCCGCGGAUGAGACCAGCACAACCCAGAAGUCCUUCAACAGCACUUCCACAUCAAGCAACAGGACCGCCACAGCCACCUCCAUCAGGGAAUUCAACAAACCCCCCGAGAAGAUCCAAGUCAUCACCGUCGUCCCCAUGGCCGCCAACGAGUCCUCCACAUGGACCGCUCCCACCGAAACACCAACCUUUGUGACAGAGAAGCCCAAGCCAUUUCAGAUCGCAACACCAGCCAACGCAACUGUCCCCAGACCGUUCACCGGCUUCACAACAGUCCGGACGCCCAUGUCCAAGCGACUGUUGAGGAAGUGA